AUGUCAGCUGAUCACAACUACCGACUGAUGGCCGUUGUGGUGCAUUAUGGGGAUAUUUUCUCUGGACACUUUGUGACGUAUCGCCGCAGCCCGUGUUUGCAGCCAGGCGAGAAGUUCAGUAAUCACACAACAGAAGUAAGAUGACGCUGGUUUUCACUAGGGCGGCGGUCGUAACGAGUCUUCUCACGUCACAGACAGUUUUGGGAUUUGCAAUGAUAGAUCUGCUCAGAGCAGCUCGACAGUCGGACAAGUCACCUGCUGAUGCUCUUGCGGGUGUGAUUCUGACGGAACUGGACGCUAACAAGGACAAUAAGAUCACCUUUGCUGAACUGGGAUCUUACGUUGACAACGUGUUGGUAACACUUGGAUCGGACCAGGGCAGUAAUGACGAGGUCAAAGGUUAUGUACUUACUGUAGGAAGCUUAAUGGAUGUGGAUGAUAAUGGAGAGAUUGACACAAGCGAAUUACAGCAAACCACGUCGUCUUUAGUGAGUCUGGCAGGAGGGAAACAACUGGGAAGAGCCUUGUUUUUGUUAACUGAACUCAAGGAAAGAAAUACUGCGGACAGGCUUGUUGAGGCCGAAGACAUUGCAGUUGAUUUUCUAAAUAUUCUAGACAGCGAUAGUGAUGGCUUGGCUGGCUCUGAUGAGAUAGAUGCUUUCUUAAGUAAUGGUAUGUUCGGUUGGAACAGAGAUACUGCCGAAGAAGUCAUCCAAGAGGUGGAUGAGGACAAUAAUGGAAACCUCAGCCCAGAAGAACUCGACGGCUUUCUCAUCACCCUGGCGACGGAUUACACUUAUUUGUUCUCUAGGCUGUACGUGUAUGUCCGAGUGUACCAGUUGACAGGGAUCGACAGGGCGAACGAAUUUGCAGAGAUAUUGAGUGGCCGGAUGUAAACGGCGGUCGAAAGCAUGGACAGUUCGCUGGAUGCACAGAUGCUAGGGAACAGCUUCACAUGGGCCAAUAGUGUAUUAAGAGACACAAAAUGAUAUGUUAAUCAUAGCAGAACGAAAUAUUUAUGAAGACGUGAAGUUACAGCUAAUUUUGAGCAACAUAUGUUGUUACAACCUUUACAAUUGUUUUAACACUUUCUCACAUCAUUUAUUCUCAGCACAGCAAAAUUAUAAAACUGGAGCAUUGAAGAAAAGGUAAUAAAGACUGAAUAUUACAUUAUUUGGUAAGCUUUUGUGUUUAUUGUAUUUCCAUAACACAUACAAAUAUAUGUCACGAGUAUAAAACACACUUAAACAUUUCUUUAUAGUACAU
Liolophura sinensis is the source of this 1266-nucleotide messenger RNA. Its product is annotated as calbindin-32-like. The transcript is spliced from 6 exons. The record is from RefSeq and is a predicted model, not a curated record. Lineage: Eukaryota; Metazoa; Mollusca; Polyplacophora; Chitonida; Chitonidae. Gene Ontology annotation, molecular function: calcium ion binding. The coding region runs from base 141 to 896 and encodes 251 amino acids.